Oncorhynchus mykiss (rainbow trout) is the source of this 1542-nucleotide messenger RNA. RefSeq names its product 26S proteasome non-ATPase regulatory subunit 6 (gene psd6). Gene Ontology annotation, biological process: proteasome-mediated ubiquitin-dependent protein catabolic process. The record is from RefSeq and is a predicted model, not a curated record. Gene Ontology annotation, cellular component: proteasome regulatory particle. Lineage: Eukaryota; Metazoa; Chordata; Actinopteri; Salmoniformes; Salmonidae. Gene Ontology annotation, molecular function: protein binding.
ACGAGGGCAGCACGUUCUCAUCGCGUCACGUCUGACGUUCUCAACUCGGCGGCGUACAGCGGAAGUGGCAGACCAGUGUUUUCCCAAGUCAUUGUCCGCAAACUAGCAGAAGAUACCUGACAUUGUUGUCACAAACAGAAAAUAUCUGCGCUCAUUACUUUGCUUUUAUACUAGACAAAAUGCCGUUGGAAAACCUGGAAGAAGAGGGUCUGCCUAAAAACCCCGAUCUUAGGAUAGCACAGCUGAAAUUUUUGCUCACGAUGGACGGUCACCGACAAGAUGAUAAAGUUAAAACUGAGCUCAUGGACUCGAUCAAAGAGAACAAUAUGGCACCUUACUAUGAAAGCCUGUGUAAAGACCUGAAGUGGCAACUUGACACAGACCUGCUGAAUAAGAUGAAGAAGGCCAACGAGGACGAGCUGAAACGCCUGGAUGAUGUCCUGGAAGAUGCAGAGAAGAACCUCGGGGAGAGUGAAAUCCGAGAUGCAAUGAUGGCUAGAGCUGAAUAUCUCAUCCGAAUCGGGAAUAAAGAGGACGCUUUGACUGCCUUCAGGAAGACCUUUGAUAAGACUGUGGCCCUGGGACAUCGACUAGACAUUGUGUUCUACCUGCUAAGGAUUGGACUGUUCUAUAUGGACAGUGACCUCAUCACACGCAACACUGAGAAAGCUAAAAGCCUUAUUGAGGAGGGGGGUGACUGGGACAGGAGGAACCGUCUCAAGGUGUACCAGGGCCUGUACUGUGUGGCCAUCCGUGACUUUAAACAGGCUGCUGAGCUCUUCCUGGACACAGUGUCUACCUUCACCUCCUAUGAGCUCAUGGAUUACAAGACCUUCGUCACGUACACUGUCUACGUCUGCAUGAUUGCCCUGAAGAGGCCCGACCUCAGAGAAAAGGUGAUAAAGGGAGCAGAGAUCCUGGAGGUGCUGCACAGUCUCCCUGCUGUCCGCCAGUACCUCUUCUCCCUCUACGAGUGUCGCUACUCUGUCUUCUUCCAGUCACUGGCCACGGUGGAGCAGGAUAUGAAGAAGGACUGGUUGUUUGCCCCUCACUACCGUUACUACGUGAGGGAGAUGCGUAUCCAUGCUUACAGCCAGCUCCUGGAGUCCUACCGCUCACUCACCCUGGGCUACAUGGCUGAGGCCUUUGGAGUCAGUACAGAGUUCAUUGACCAGGAACUCUCCCGAUUCAUAGCUGCUGGUCGCCUCCAUUGCAAAAUCGACAAAGUAAACGAGAUUGUGGAAACCAACAGACCUGAUAGCAAGAAUUGGCAGUACCAGGAGACAAUCAAGAAAGGGGACCUACUGCUCAACCGUGUCCAGAAACUGUCCCGAGUUAUUAACAUGUAACAUGGGGUGCAGCGUUACCUUUGGGAGGGAGAUCUGGCGUUUCCCUGUUGUAUCAGUAUCCACACCAGUAGUUUGUCUGAAGAAGCGACCCUUAUUGUGUAUAUAAUAAAUUCUUUUUGGUGACUUCUUCUUUUCCUUUGAUACACACAUGGAUGAAAGUGAUUACUGAAAUAAAACCACUUCAGUAAAGAAA